Cercospora beticola is the source of this 847-nucleotide messenger RNA. Its product is annotated as uracil phosphoribosyltransferase. Lineage: Eukaryota; Fungi; Ascomycota; Dothideomycetes; Mycosphaerellales; Mycosphaerellaceae. The record is from RefSeq and is a predicted model, not a curated record.
CGCAGCUGCUGCAAACACACCCGUUUCUCAUCAAUUGUGUUUGUGUGAAGAAACUACUUGACUAUAUAUCUAGAUCUGUCUUACCAAACAGUCUCGCUACCAAUCAUCAUGGCAUCUUCCAUUCACGUCUCGUCACACCCGUGCGUUCGCGCGAAACUCAGUCAGCUCCGAUCAGCUUCCACCAAUGCCCGCGACACGAAGACACUUGUCCACGAGAUUGCUACCAUUGUAGGAGUGGAAGCAUUGGCAAAAGGCCUCGAAGUUGAGAAUGUGGGCACCGAUAAGUCGCCUUUGGGCUACACGUACAACGCCGAGGACAUCUCACCCUCGAACAUCUCGCUCGUACCGAUCCUCCGUUCCGGCUUGAGCAUGGUCGAAGCGGUACAGAACCUCCUUCCGAACCCCGUGUCCGUUCACCAUUUAGGCAUGUACCGCGAGAAGAGCACGUUGCAGCCCGUAGAGUACUACAACAAUCUGCCAUAUCACAAAGCGGGCGAGACAUCGAGUGUGCCUCCUCUAGCUAUCAUCGUGGAUCCGAUCAUCGCUACGGGCUCGACUGUCUGCGCUGCGAUAGAGACGCUGAAGGACUGGGGCGUGCAGCGGAUCAUCUCUAUUUCGAUAUUGGCUAGCCAGACUGGUCUACAAAGAGCAGCGGAAGCUUGGCCGGAGGGUGUUGAGCUUUGGGUGGGCGGGGUGGAUGCGGAGACUGAUGAGCGUGGCAUGAUCAAGCCGGGUCUCGGUGACAUUGGGGACAGACUGUAUCUGACACUCGGAAAGUGAUUGGCAGAACAGUCUACGUGAGAAAGAGAUAAGACAAUAGACACGAAAUGGAUGAACCGGUUCGCCA